Molecule: messenger RNA, 1965 nt
Organism: Ilex paraguariensis (yerba mate)
Lineage: Eukaryota; Viridiplantae; Streptophyta; Magnoliopsida; Aquifoliales; Aquifoliaceae
Source: the annotation of a GenBank genome assembly
CAUCAAACUCGAUAGCCCCCAAAAACGUUCCCUUUUAAUUGCUCCCGCUAAGAACCCCAAACUCCAGCAUCUCUGUUUGUCUCUUUCUCUUUCUUAGAUUGCUGCUGUCUUAGUCUCGUCUUUUUCUCCCAGAAAUUUUUGCCUCGUGUAUAUCUCCACCCUAUCUCUAUAUCUUCAAAACUUAUAUACAUCAACCAAUUGAUCAUCCACCUUAUUUUCGUUGAUCUAUUUUCCCAUACCUUAUUACAAAUCGUAUUCUGAAAUCUCAGAUUUUGUGAAAUAUUAUUAGAUUUGUAGCUUUUGUUUUUUUACCGAAUUCGAAGUUUGUGGUAUUUUGUAGUCUGUAGUUGAGAGUUCUAGCAGAUAUAGAUUAUAAAGAUUAGUGAUGGCGUCUGCAUCCAUGAACAAGAUCGAAAGAGCUCAUCAGAUGUACAGGGAAGGUGGAUAUGAGGAAGCGCUGGGGUUUUAUACGGAAGCGCUUGCGAUUGCCAAGACCAAUCCCCAGAAGAUCGCACUCCACAGCAAUAGAGCCGCAUGUUUCCUCAAACUUCACGAUUUCAAGAAGGCAGCAGAAGAGUGUACCUCGGUGCUUGAGCUUGAUCACAAGCACACUGGAGCGCUAAUGUUGCGGGCUCAAACUCUAGUCACCCUCAAGGAGUAUAACUCAGCACUUUUUGAUGUCAACAGGCUUAUUGAGUUGAAUCCAUCAUCGGAAGUGUAUCGAAAUCUUCAAGCCCGUUUGAAGACACAAUUGUCACUUGCUCCAAUACCUGAAGCUGAGGCCGAGUUAGAAGAAGAUGAUGAAAAAACAGAUGAAGCAGUAGUAACAGAAGAUGAGGAAAAAAUAGAUGAAGCAAUGGUAACAAAAAUUGAGGAAGAAGAACACGAAGAAAAAGAAGUGGAGGAUGAAGGAGAAGGCAGUAGAGAUAUGGCAGAUGUAGUAGGAAGAGAUCAAAAGGCUGAGCUUGAAACGACCAUUUCUAAGACUGAUGACACUAGUUCUCAAACUCAAAGCAUCAAGGAAUUAUAUGAACCUCAUUCCUCAGGAUGGCAGGCGAUCCCAAAACCGAAAGGGCACUCGCACCUUGACUACUCGCGGUGGGACAGAGUCGAAGAUGAUUCUAGUGAUGAUGAUGAUGAUGAUGAAGACGACGAUGAGUCUCAGCCUCAGUACCGGUUCCGUGUGAAAACUGUGGGUGUACGACCUGUUAAGGGAAAUGGCAGGAUCACAUGAUGCAGUCAUAUAGAUUGACUCUUCUAUAUGUCAAUUUGCUUCAUUGAUGAAGAAGGCUGUGUGACAUUUUAAAAUCAGCAUUGUAUGUGGAAAGCUCUGGUGGGUUCAGUCCCUGUAGUUAUUAUUGAAACUUGGAGCUGUAACGUGUGGGAAACCAGCUUCCCUGUGCUCUGAGUUCGAAAUCGGUAAGUAGCCCAACAUUUGAACUGAUCUGACCGGAGAAUUGGUAUUUAAAAGAUCUCUGUCUCGGGCUAAGUUGGUGUGAGGGAUCUCUGCCUCAGGUUAAAUUGAUGGGUGAUGUCCUGUUUUUAACCAAUUCACUUUCUUCAUGCUGCCAAACUUGUGGAGGAACUGCCUACUAACAGCCGAGCCUGGAGUGGUUCUAUUUAUGUAUUUGUUAUCUGGAGAUUUGCUUUGCAUGCCAAUCAUAGUACAAGGUCUCAAAUUCUUUUAAUGAUCUCCCCUGAUUGCUGAGGGGAAAUAAAAAAAAAAAAAAUCUGGUUUUUUUGCUUCCAAAGGGGAGGAUGCCCUUGUAAUUUUUACCAUUGGGGGAUACUUGUACAUCGGGGGUUAAAGUUGAAUCCAUGAGCUCUGUUAUGAGAUAAAUGUUUGUAAUUACUUGAAUUUAUAGUAUUUUACGUUGUGUUACGAGAAGAAGGUGAAGAAAAAGGUGACAUGGAAUGGAACCAAUUCUUCUAAAAAAGAAAUACAAAUGUGGCAUACUUGCUGCA